AUGGUUGCCGUGCCAGUCUGGGCCUUGAAGGUCGCCUGCUACUACGCCUUUAUAACAUGCGACACUGCCCCAGGUGUUUGGCCUGAGAAUACGCCGACUGUCAUCGCCUAUCACCCUCCGGUCUCGACUCCUUCUAUCCCCGGCAGUUCUGGAGUGAGCUCCACUACGAUCGUUACUUCUACACACUCGUUGACUGCCUCUGCCUCUAUCUCUGUGUCUCUGUCCUCUACCCUUAUUAGCGGUUCUUCGGGCACAGUUGCACCAAGCAGUUCUGCGGCAUCCACCUUCGUUACAUUCACCUCGGGCCCAAUCCCAACCGGAUCAGCUUCGGGAUCAGUCACCGUCACUGUCCCAUCCGGUUCUUCCAGCAUCCUUACCCAGAGUGGAUCUUCGUCUGUUUCAUCAGGCUCCGCUUCUAGCUCUACUCUUUUGUCUUCCGGAAGUUCUUCGGUCAGCUCUCGCACCUCGUCCGCUGUUUCUAGCAGUUCGACUUCUUCCUCACGCGCUUCAAGUGCUAUCUCUUCGGUCGUUUCGUCUUCUGCUGUUUCCACAAGUGCUUCUGUGACUACUCCGAGAAUGUCGUCCUCCGCCAUUUCGGCCUCGGCUUCUGCCUCUGCUACCCCGCUCAACAACGCUGCUGUUGCAGCCGACAUUCUGGUCAUUGCCAGAGAUGCUGCCUCUGCAGGUGUGGCCAGCUCUGGCCUCAACGGAUACGGUAUUCCAUUUACCACCCUGAUUGUUCCCUCCGCUGGUGUCGCUCUUCCCGACCUCAAUGGCACUGCCGGAGGAAACUUCGGCGGUAUUGUCGUUGCCGCUGAAGUCAGCUAUGACUAUGGUGGUGAUAAGGGCUUCCAGAGUGCCCUGACCACUGAUCAGUGGACCCAGCUCUAUGCCUACCAGCUUGAAUAUGGUGUCCGUAUGGUCCAAUAUGAUGUCUACCCAGGUCCUAAAUAUGGUGCAUCUGCUAUCGGCGGAUGCUGUGACAACGGUGUUGAGCAACUUGUCUCAUUCACCGAUACCAGUGAUUUCCCGACAUCUGGAUUGAAGACUGGCGCAGGCGUCAGCACCAGUGGUCUGUGGCACUACCCCGCGACUAUCAGCGACACUACCUCUACCAAGAAGAUCGCCGCAUUUGCCCCCACCACCGGCUUCCCUACCGAGAGUGUCGCUGGUGUGAUUAACAACUUCGAUGGCCGUCAGCAGAUGGCCUUCUUCAUUGGUUUCGACACUACCUGGAGUUCUACCUCCAGCUACCUGCAGCACGCAUGGAUUACCUGGAUCACCCGCGGUCUGCACGCCGGAUACCGCCGUGUCAACCUGAACACCCAGAUUGAUGACAUGUUCCUCGAGACUGAAAUUUACUCACCCGCUGGUAACAACUUCCGUAUUCGUGCCCAGGAUUUGAGCAAUAUUGCCACCUGGACUGAUGCGAUCAAUGCCAAGAUGCCCGCCGGCAGUUCUUACUUCGUCGAAGUCGGCCACAAUGGUAACGGAAACAUCGAGAACUCUUCCGAUACCUCGGAUUCUGGCUGGGAUGCUUGUGGAGCUGCUAUCGAAUAUGACUCGCCUCUUGACACUCCUCUCGAAUGGGUCAAACCUCUUGGAACUGGCACUGACCUGUGGCCUGCGGAGCCCACCACUUACGACUGGACUGCUACUUGCACGGCCAUGGAUGAGCUCCUAGCCUGGUGGACCACCGAAAGCAACCUCAACAAAUUCGGCCACAUUUCGCACACCUUCACCCACGAGGAGCAGGAUAAUGCCACCUACAGCGAUGUAUUCAAGGAGAUCAGCUUCAACCAGGCUUGGCUUAAGGCUGUCGGUAUCGACAAGGCCACCAAGUUCACUUCCAACGGUAUCAUUCCUCCUGCAAUCACUGGUCUGCACAAUGGCGAUGCUCUCCGGGCCUGGUGGGAGAACGGAAUCACCAACUGUGUUGGUGAUAACACCCGCCCUGCCCUUCUGAACAAGGCGAAUGCCAUGUGGCCUCUCUUCACCACUGCUGCCGCCAAUGGUUUCGAUGGAAUCCAGAUCAACCCUCGAUGGGCCUCCCGCAUCUACUAUAACUGCGAUACUCCUGCCUGUACCGUAGCAGAAUGGAUUGCCACCUCUGCUGGUUCCGGUAACUUCCAGGACCUCCUAGACAUUGAGAAGGCUGAGACCAUGCGUCACCUCUUCGGCCUCUACCACGAUGGUUACAUGUUCCAUCAGGCCAACCUUCGCAACAUUGAUGUUGAUCCGAUCACCAUCAACGGUGUCUCUGCCAAGUACUCCAUCAUGCAAGCCUGGGUGGAAACCCAGGUCCAGGAGUUCGUUCGCCUGGCUGAAUGGCCCAUUGUCACACUCACCCACCAGGAGAUGUCCGCUUCCUUCCUUGCCCGUUUCAACCGUGACAAGUGUGGCUACUCCCUGAGCUACGCUACAGGCAACGGAAAGAUCACUGCCGUCACUGUCUCCGCGACUGGCAAUACCUGUACUGACCCUAUCCCGGUGACAUUCCCUGUUGCUCCUACCAGCACCCAGGGCUUCGCCACUGAGCAGCUAGGUGCUGACCCCCUUACCGUCUGGGUCAAGCUCGCUGGCUCCCCUGUCACAUUCACUCUUUCCACCCCCAUUUCCCUUUAA
This is a messenger RNA of Penicillium concentricum, 2625 nucleotides long. It is a transcript of the gene agd3, whose product is annotated as putative extracellular serine-rich protein. Lineage: Eukaryota; Fungi; Ascomycota; Eurotiomycetes; Eurotiales; Aspergillaceae. The coding region runs from base 1 to 2625 and encodes 874 amino acids. The transcript has 2 exons. The record is from RefSeq and is a predicted model, not a curated record.